UUAUGUCGCCCGCAUGCUGAGCUUGUCGCGUUUGUGCCUUGGAUAUUGUGCUAAAACUUUAUUCGUGCGCUUAAGGAUUGCGAUCAAAACAGGAUUACUUUGUGAUAUAACGAAUUGUGAAUAAUAUUAACAGUGAACGUUAUUUUAGUCGUUAGAGUAGUGCAUUCACUGUGUGUCACGUGUGUUUACUAAUGAAUGUGACGGCGUAGGCGCAACGGCAAGUCGCACUCUCCGUGAGAUAUUCCUGCCCGGGCAGGUCGUCGCGGCCAUGUUGCAUACCUGAGACGAGUGCUGGCGCAACUUUGUGCUAACGAUAUAAUAGUUUAUUGUGAUUCAAAAGACUUUAACUGGAGAGGAACAGACCCGGCAAUGUUUUUAUCGGAAUCAUGACCGUAAUGGGGCGGUGGCACGUGGUGCUGUUAGCGCUGGCGCUGAUUACCAGCGCGGGCGCUGGCGCCGCCGCCGAGCAAAUGCAAUCUCGUGCAGUUGAUACUGGUGUAGAUCUGCGUGUGCCUGAAGCUCAGCCCAUAGGAACAGUUGUAGGUAGAAUACCUAUAAAACCUGGUUUUACAUAUCGCUUUAAUGAAUCUCCGAAAGAAUUUGCUCUUGAUCCACUGUCAGGUGAAAUUAAAACUAAUAUUAUUCUAGAUAGAGAAAGUGUAGAUCGCUACGCAUUUGUUGUCUUAUCUAGUCAGCCUACCUAUCCUAUUGAAGUGCGGAUAAGAGUGACGGAUGUAAAUGAUAAUUUACCAGAAUUCCCUGAACCCAGUAUAGCAGUCGCUUUUUCUGAAAGCGCUUCUCCAGGAACUAAACUUCUUUUGGAUGCAGCUACUGAUAAAGAUUUAGGUGAAAAUGGAAUCGCUAAUGAUUAUAGAAUCAUUGAUGGAGAUAAUGAAGGAAAGUUUCGUCUAAACGUAACUGUAAAUCCUAGUGGUCAGACUUCUUAUCUUCACUUAGAAACUACAGGGAAACUUGAUAGAGAAACAAAUGAUUUUUAUGUACUGAAUAUUUCUGCUCGUGAUGGUGGAUCUCCUCCAAAAUAUGGUUAUUUACAAGUGAAUGUGUCAAUUUUAGAUGUAAAUGAUAACCCGCCUAUUUUUGAUCAAAGUGAUUUUUCUGUCUCAUUGAAUGAAAGUGUACCACCUGGCACUACAGUACUUAAAGUAACCGCGACUGACAGUGAUCUUGGAGACAAUAGCAAAAUUACUUAUGAAGUAACAGACACAGAAAAACAAUUUGCGGUUGAUCCUGAAUCAGGAGUAAUUACAACAACAAAAAAACUUAGUUGCCCUCAGUAUUGCAAUAAUACAACCUGUAAUAUGACUUGUGUACUGACUGUAAUUGCAAAGGAUCACGGUGUACCUCGUCAAGACGCCCGGUCGUAUGUGACUGUUAAUCUUAUAGAUGCAAAUGAUCAUGAUCCAGUGAUAACAUUUACCUACGUACCUUCAACUGCUAAUUUCGCUACAGUCGAUGAGAAUGCAAAAAAUGGAUCACUGGUUGCAGCUAUUACAGUAACAGAUGCGGAUGCAGGUUUAAAUGGCAUCACAAGCAUAAGUAUUAUAUCAGGGAAUGAACUUAAUCACUUUCGUUUAGAAAAUUCCAGCAGUGUCUAUAUUGUACAUGUUAAUGGUAUUUUGGAUAGAGAAGAGAUAAGUAAAUAUAAUUUGACAGUAGUAGCGACUGAUAAAGGAAUUCCUCCUCGAACGGCUACUGCGUUUUUGGUUAUACAUGUAAAUGACGUGAAUGAUCAUGAACCUGUUUUUGAAAAAUCUGAAUAUACGACUGUUUUAAGUGAACUUGCACCUCCUGGAACAUAUGUUGCCGGUAUAACGGCAACCGAUGAAGAUACUGGUGUAAAUGCUGAAAUUUAUUACGAUUUUUAUGACGGAAAUCAACAACAGUGGUUCUUUAUAGAUCAUCUUACUGGGUUAGUGACCACUAAGUCUUUGUUGGAUCGUGAGAUUCAAGGAUCGGUUGAAUUAAAUGUAUCCGCACGAGAUGGGGGUCCAAAUCCCAAAUGGGCUUAUACAAGACUGAAAGUAACUAUUCUUGAUGAAAAUGAUGAAGCUCCUACAUUUCCUCAAACUCAAAUAAACGCGUCGUUAGCUGAAAAUAUUAUACCAGUCAAAGAAAUAUUGAUCCUUACAGCUUCUGACUAUGACCAAGGGACCAAUGGAUCUGUGUCCUAUUAUUUACCUCCAAGUAUUGAAAGAAAAUAUCCUAAGACAUUUCUACUUGAUCACAUAACUGGUCAGUUAAGUGCUAUUGUUGAACUGGAUAGAGAAAAAAUAUCAACCUACGAAAUUCAAGUUAUUGCGAAAGAUCAAGGCUUUCCGCCACAAUCUUCAACAGCUACAGUGUCGUUACAAGUUCUUGAUGUUAACGAUAAUGAUCCUUAUUUUUAUCCGCUAAGAUACGUUACAGAUAUAUCGGGAGAUUUACCACUAGGAUCAAUUGUUGUUCAAGUGAAAGCCUUUGAUGAAGAUGACGGGGAAAACGCAAAAAUAAUUUAUUCAAUAGAAAGUGGAGGUGAUGGUUAUUUUGAUAUUGAACCCUCGUCUGGUAAUAUAAUUCUACAGAAAGAUUUUAGUAAAGCCUCGAAGUCAAUUUAUUUAUUAAAAGUUUCUUGUAAAGAUAAAGGUAAUAGAAGGUCUGCCGAAGAUGCUAUUGUAGAAAUUAUAAGAAAGUCGCAGCGAAAAAAUUUGGACUUUGAUAAAUAUGGGGGCUAUAAUUUUAAAAUUGUGGAAAAUGAAGGAACUUCAAAGCAUAAGAUUAAUCGUUUUGUUGGGCGAGUCAGUGUAAGAAAAACGACUGAUGAAAUUUUUUACUAUAUUAUCGAAGGUGACCAAAAACGGGUAUUUAAGAUAAAUGAAAACACUGGGACUAUAAGUGCAGAGUCUACAGUUGAUCGAGAAGAAAAGGUAACAUAUCACCUUAAGGUUAUGGCUAAAAGUGGUCUUGCAUAUGGAUUUACAACUGUUAAUAUAUCUGUUUUAGAUAUAAACGACAAUUAUCCUACUUUUAUUGAAGGUAAAGAUGAAAUACACAUUGCUGAAAAUAUGGCUGUGGGACAAGAGGUUUAUUUUGCUCGAGCUAUUGACCGGGAUUCUGGAUCAAAUAGAACUAUAUCUUACGCUUUGAGCUACAAUUCAGAUAAUAGUUUUCGAAUAUCUGAAACUACAGGAGUAAUUUAUUUGAAUAAAGCUAUUACUAAUGAACCUGGAUCUACCUUGUCUAUAGAAGUGACUGCCACAGAUCAUGGAAAACCUGCACUUGCUACUAAAUAUAACGUUAUAGCAAUAAUUGAUGAUGUAAAUGAUCACACUCCAGUGUUUGACCAUACAUCUUACGAAACAUCUUUAUUGGAAUCUACACUCGUUAACACAAGAUUUUUUGCUAUUUCAGCAUCCGAUGCAGACUUAGGUCCAAAUGGUCAAAUAUCUUAUAUUAUCACAGAAGGCAAUACAGAUGGAAAAUUUGGAAUAUUUCCAGAUGGUUAUCUUUACGUAAAAAGUCUUCUGGACAGAGAAGAGAAAGAUUACUACUCACUUACUAUCAUUGCUCGUGAUAAUGGUGCUCCACCCCGAUCAUCACAAGUACCAGUAGUGGUUCAUGUUUUGGAUGAGAAUGAUAAUAGUCCACAAUUUACAAAUACAACAUUUGUAUUUAAGAUUAAAGAAAAUGAGCCACCUGAUACUUUUGUUGGAAAGUUAACAGCUAUUGACAAAGAUAUAGGACGUAAUGCUGAGCUAACAUUUAGCUUACCUAUUGCUCAAAAUGACUUUAGAAUAGAUUCUAGAAACGGAUUCAUAAAAACACUUAGAUCUUUUGAUCGAGAAAGCAUAUCACAAGUUACAGGUCAGAACUAUAUAACAUUAACGGUGACUGUAAGUGACAAUGGAAAAAUUAAACUUUCUGAUUCAGUACGAGUGACAAUUUAUAUAACUGACGUGAAUGAUAACUCACCUACUUUUACGCACACUCCAUAUGCUGUAGAAAUUUCAGAAGGAGCGAGCGUUGGGGCAUCAGUUACAAGAAUAUUUUCAACUGAUGCCGAUGAAGGACUAAACGGUGAUAUUUACUAUAAACUUAUUGGUGGUGAUGAUAUGAAAAAGUUUAUGCUUGAUGAAGCUACAGGGCAGUUAUUUAUUAACAAGCCGCUCGACCGUGAAACUGUGGAUCAUUACAAGCUUUUAGUAAUGGCUCACGAUUCUGGCCAAACUGUUCGUCUUUCUGCCACUACCACAAUUACCGUCAAUGUUUUAGAUGAAAAUGACAAUGUACCAGUAUUUAGUCAAACAGAUUUAAAAGUGUCCGUGUUAGAAACAGAACCAAUAAAUAAGAAAAUUAUACAAUUUCAUGCUAACGAUGCAGAUUUAGGAAUUAACAACGAAUUGCAAUAUUCUAUAUCAUCUGGAAAUAGAAAGGAAACAUUCUUUAUAGACAGUUAUUCUGGAGAAUUGUUUUUACACAAACAUUUAGAUUAUGAAGAUUUGACAAUGUACAUUUUAAAUAUCACAGUAAUGGAUAAUGGAAGCCCAAGUUUAUCAUCAAGUAUAUCAUUUACUGUUAAUGUAAUUGAUGCCAAUGAUAAUGCACCAGUUUUUACCAAUACUGCAAUUGUUCGACAGAUAAGAGAAGGUAUCCCUAAACAUACUCCUAUAGUAACAGUUACAGCUGAAGAUCCUGACUCUGGACUAAAUGGAAAAGUAUGGUAUUCUAUUAUUCAUCAGGAACCCAAUAAUGGGAAUCGGCAUUUUGCUAUUAACAAUGUUACUGGAGUUAUACACACGUUAUUGCCUAUAGAUAGAGAAAGUGUUGAUACAUUUAGAAUAACAGUUGCAGCAUACGAUAGGGCGGAGCCGCCAUCUGCAAGACUUUCCGCCGAAAAAUUAGUUACCGUUAUAGUCGAGGAUAUAAAUGACAAUGCGCCUGUAUUUGUUUCUAUGAAUGCUGCUUUUGUAAAUUCAGAAAGAUUAGGGAGAAGUGCUGGGCGAGGUAUAUUUAUUAUGAAUGUCCUUGCUAGGGAUCUAGAUUCUGGUACAAAUGGCCUAGUUACUUAUAAACUUAUACAUGGUGGAAACGAUAUGUUCGACUUGCAUAGAAGUAAUGGUGCUUUGAGUCUUCGUUAUCCACCUGCAUCACCGGAAGCCCGAUGGAAUCUUGUUAUAAAAGCUACAGAUGAGGCAGUUUUGAGUGAGCAAAGAAGCACGGAGACCUAUCUAACGCUCAUAAUGGGUGGAACUGAGCUGCAAGGUAUUACGUGGACAAACGCGGUUUCCGUUUCUGUUGCGGAAAAUGAACCGGGUGGAACUGCUGUUCUUAAUAUGACAAACAAUUAUAAAUCGGGACUAGAAUAUUACAUAGUGAAUGUGACGGGUGACGGCAGACAGGUAGACAGAUUAUUUGACAUAGACUCUUCUUUAGGCAUAUUAUCCACAGCGGUACCACUUGACCGUGAAGCAGGGAUAGAAAAAUAUGAAGUUGAGGUGUGCGCUGUGUCGUCUGGCUCACCAUUAAAGUCUACAACUACCAAGGUGGAGGUUGUCAUCUUAGAUAGAAAUGACAGUCCCCCGGAGUUCAAAAACAUACCAGCAGCGUACACGGCGUCCGAAGAUCUCACACCUGGCCAGAUUAUUGCGCGGAUCUCGGCAGAGGACCCGGACACAAUCGGAACAAUUACAUACAGCAUACAGUCAGAUGAUACGACGCCAUUUUUGUUGGAUAGCCUGACUGGAGACCUAAGCCUCAAGGAGCCCUUGGAUAGAGAAACGACAUCGGAAUAUGAAGUAGUCGUUCGGGCUGAUGAUGGAAUGCAGUUUACAGAUGUGACAGUCGUUAUACAGGUGACGGAUACAAACGAUAAUCCACCUGUGUUCAAAGAGAGCGCGUACUCCUUCGAUAUAGCAGAGAACGCAGCGCGAGGCUCCGUAGUUGGCACUGUGGCGGCCAUUGACCCCGAUGCCGGCCCUAACGCCCAGUUGACAUACACUGUGAUCUCUGACUGGGCUAAUGAUAUCUUCUCGCUCAACCCGCAGACCGGCGUCUUUACAUUGACAGCUAGGCUUGAUUAUGAAGAGACACCACACUAUAUAUUAGUGACGCAGGCGCAAGACAACGGACAGCCAUCACUUUCAGGAACGGUUACGAUAUAUAUAAAUGUCAUUGACCUUAAUGACAAUGCCCCUAUAUUCGACCCUAUGAGCUUUUCGAAUGAAAUCCUGGAAAAUGUUCCGGUUGGAACCUCUGUGGUAACUGUUAGCGCGACUGAUUUAGAUUCAGGUUGGAAUGGAAAAUUGGCAUACAGUAUCACUUCAGGAGACGAAAACAGCGAUUUUACUAUUACUUCUAAUGGCACAAUCCAUACUGCAAACCUUUUAGAUCGAGAAAAGAUAUCUAUGUACAACCUUAUUGUAAUUGCUAAGGAUUUGGCAAAACCACCAGAACCCCAGCUCUCAUCAACUGUUCAGGUUACGAUUCAAUUAAAGGAUGUAAACGAUAUGGCACCAGAGUUUUUAAGUUCUAAUUCUACAGCUGUUUCCGAGAACAUACCUUUAAACACUGUCAUUAUGACAAUAAAAGCAAUUGACAAAGAUGAAGGAAGAAAUGGAUAUGUUGAGUACUUUAUGGAUUCCGAUCCUGAAGUUAAUGGCUACUUCUCCUUAGGGAAUGUGGAUGGUAUCUUACGAGCUAUAGGGAAACUUGAUCGGGAACUGAAGUCAUCUUAUACAAUUACCGUGAAAGCAAAAGAUAGGGGAGAUCCUCCACAAAUUACAUCAACUAAAAUUGAUAUCAAAAUUCUUGACGAGAAUGAUAACAGCCCGGUAUUUGAUCCAAAACAGUACAGUGCUUCAGUGCCAGAGAAUGCUAGUAUAGGUGCUAGUGUUUUACAAGUGUCUGCAACAGAUAUAGAUGAAGACGCAAAUGGUAGAGUUAGAUAUUCAAUAGAUUAUGGAGAUGAUAAUAGGGAUUUUAGUAUCAGCGAAGAUACAGGCAUUGUACGAGUUGCAAAGAAUUUGAACUUUGAAAGAAAAUCUCGUUAUAUUCUUACAAUAAGAGCAGAAGAUUGUGCUAAAGAUGACGUUAGAUUCGAUACAGCAGAACUAUCAAUAUCAUUGCAGGAUAUAAACGAUAACCCGCCAACAUUUUUAGAUUCUCCUUAUUUAGCUAAUGUUAUGGAAAAUGUUAUCCCACCCAAUGGUGGAUUUAUAUUAACAGUCCAUGCUUAUGAUGCUGAUUCGCCGCCUUUUAAUAACCAAGUGCGUUACUUUAUAAAAGAAGGUGACGCAGACCUAUUUAAAAUAAAUGCAUCUUCCGGUCAAAUAUCUUUACUGAGAACUUUGGAUAGGGAGGCUCAAGAUGAAUAUACAUUAUCUUUGGUUGCCAUGGAUACAGGUUCACCUCCUUUGACGGGUUCGGGUACGGUGAAAGUUAUUGUACAAGAUGUGAACGAUAAUAGUCCUGAUUUCGAAAGACAAGAUUAUAAAGCUCAUAUCAAAGAGAAUUCACCACCAGGAACAUUUAUAUUAGGUCCAAAGGCAAUUGAUAUUGAUAUUGAAAAUAAUGCUAAAAUUCGUUAUAGCCUUCUUGGGGAUAAAUCCGAACGAUUUUCCAUCAAUUCCAUGACAGGAACAAUUAUGACAAAUGAAACUUUGGAUAGAGAAGAGUGGGAGGUGUAUUAUUUAAUAGUAAUGGCUCAGGAUUCAUCUACAACGGACCCAAGGACAGCAACUGCCAACGUUACAAUAAUUGUAGAUGAUGAAAAUGAUAAUACGCCGACGUUUACCCGAAAGACAUAUGAAGUUUUUAUUUGCGAAAAAACAAAACCUAACGACUUUGUUUUUGGCGUUAAGGCUAAAGAUAAUGAUAUCGGACUAAAUAAAAAAAUUGUAUAUGAUUUAAAGGGUGAACACAAGAAUUUAUUUAAUAUCAACCAGCAAACUGGCGUUAUUAAAGCCAAAGAAGAUCUUAGUAAAUAUAACGACAGAUCUAGAGCAUUAGCUGCUUUUAAUCUUGUAAUAGUUGCUACAGACAGUGGAACUGUACCGCAACAGAGUACGGCAGAUUUGAUCUUAAUUCCAAAAUCAGGUAAAAACUUUCCACAAUUUACUAUUACGAAUAAAAUGACAUUCACCUUUCCUGAAGAUACACCAGAAGGCGUUUUAGUAACACGUCUAUCAGCAACUUCCCCCAAAAAAGGAGCCCUUGGGUUGUUACAAUAUUCUGUAGCAGGGGGUAAUGUAGGGGAUGCACUGAGAGUUGAGCCGAUAAGUGGUGAAGUGUUUAUCACUGGAAAAGGGUUUGAUUAUGAAACUAUGCCCCUUUAUGACGUAUGGUUUGAAGUUAAAGAUUCAGAUAAUCCACCAUUAAAAUCAUUUAUAGAAAUUGAAGUGAAAAUUACUGAUGCCAAUGACAAUGCCCCAGUAAUAGAACAAAUUUUAUACAAUGCAACCGUUCCAGAAGAGGAAUCGCCCCCACAAACUGUAGUGAAAAUAAAUGCUCACGAUGAUGAUUCGGACGAAAAUGGUAGAAUAAGCUUUAGGCUUUUAAACGACUAUGAAGAAACAUUUGUUAUUGACUCAUACAAUGGAGAAAUAUAUACAAAUAUAGCAUUAGAUCGAGAAUCAAUACCAUUUUAUGAAAUCAUAGUUGAAGCUGUUGAUCAUGGCACACCUCAACUGACGGGUACUUCAACAGUUCUUAUAACUGUGUCGGACAAAAAUGAUAAUCCCCCCAGAUUUACUAGACUUUUUAGCGUAAAUGUAACGGAAAAUGCUGAAAUUGGUUCAUUUGUCAUAAGAGUUACGAGUUCGGAUCAAGAUAUUGGCCCAAAUGCUAACGCUACCUACAGUUUUGUUGAAAAUCCGGGUGAAAAGUUUGUCAUCGAUUCUUUUACUGGCAAUGUGACAGUAGCUCGUCAUCUAGAUAGAGAAAUGCAGGAUGAAUAUAUUUUAAAGGUUGCUGCAAUUGAUGGAGCGUGGAGAUCAGAAACUCCAUUAACUAUAACUAUACAAGAUCAAAAUGAUAAUGCCCCGGAAUUUGAAUAUUCCUAUUAUAGUUUUAAUUUCCCAGAGUUACAAAAGAAAAAUAGCUUCGUUGGACAGGUUAUUGCUUCGGAUAAAGAUAAGCAAGGGCCAAACUCUAUCAUUUCCUAUUCUUUACAACAAACUUCGGAUUUAUUUUCGAUUGACCCUGCAACAGGAGAAAUACUAAGUAAAUUUACAAUGAACUAUAAACGCACAAUGGUAUACCCAUCCCCAGAAAAUUCUUACUCCGUAACCGUUGUUGCAACUGAUAAUGGAAAGCCACCUAUGUCAUCGGAAUGUUUAGUUACGAUUAAUAUUGUUGAUGCCAAUAAUAAUAAACCAAAGUUUGAACCCCAUGAAAAACUUGUUCCUGUUCCAUACGAUGCCUUGAUUGGUGAAAAAAUAAUUAACCUAGAAGCAAAAGAUACAUUAGACUACGGUAUCAAUGCUGAAAUAGAAUAUUACGUGUCCAGUGGUAAUGGAACUGCUUACUUUACUGUGGAUAAGAUAUCAGGGUGGGUCAUUGUUAACAAACAAUUUCACAAUGUUGGACAAUUUUAUAAUAUAAAAGUAAAAGCUAUUGAUCGUGGAGUUCCACCCCAGCAAGAUGAAACUAGCCUUAUAUUUGUUGUAACAGGAGAAAAUAUUCAUAGUCCUAAAUUUACAGCUCUUAGCUAUCAAGUAAUUGUUCCAGAGAAUGAACCAAUUGGAUCAUCCAUAUUAACACUUAAAGGAAAUGAUGAGGAUGAUGGUCCCAAUGGUAUUAUAAGAUAUGAGAUUUCUUCAGGAAACGAAGAUAACGUCUUUAAAAUUCACCCAGUGUCUGGUGUAAUAAGUAUUCUUCGUUCACUUGAUUAUGAUGAAGUGCAAGAAUAUAGACUAAAUAUUACUGCAAGAGACUUAGGCUUUAAGCCAAAAGAAGCAACGGCUACGGUAACAAUUAUUCUAACCGAUAUAAAUGAUAAUGCACCGGUAUUUAAUCAGACGCAUUAUCAGGCAUAUUUGCCCGAAAAUUCACCAAUUGAUACAUUUAUUUUUGAGGUCCGGGCCAAUGAUAUAGAUUCUCCAAAGAACGCAAUUAUUAAGUACAAAAUAAAAAAUAAAAUGACUGCUUUGUUUUACAUAAAUGAAAAUACUGGAAAGAUCUAUUCAAAAGAAAUAUUUGACUAUGAAGAAAAGAAUACAUACAAAUUACAGAUAUUAGCGGAAAACCCAAAUUCUUUGAUGCAAAGUACGACAGAAGUUUUAGUUCAAAUUACUGGUGUAAAUGAAUUCUAUCCAAAGUUUGUACAGCCCGUUUUUCACUUUGACGUUUCGGAAUCGGCAGAAGUUGGCACAAAUGUUGGAGUAAUACAAGCAAGUGACCAAGACAGUGGUGAAGAUGGUGUCAUAUAUUACUUGUUUGUCGGAUCUAGUAACGACAAAGGCUUUAACAUUAAUUCUCAAACCGGUGUUAUCAGAGUUGCUCGCUACUUAGAUCGUGAAACACAAAAUAGAGUUGUUCUAACUGUUUUGGCUAAAAACUAUGGUAGUAUACAUGGCAACGACACUGAUGAAGCUCAAGUUAUAAUAUCAAUACAAGAUGGAAAUGAUCCUCCAGUCUUUUUACGCCAUUAUUAUGAAACAUCAAUGUCUGAAGGAGCGCGUAUUGGUCAAAAUGUCAUUCAAGUACAAGCCGUAGAUAAGGAUGUCCGACCUCAAAACAAUCAAUUUAGUUACUCUAUUCUGUCCGGAAAUGAUAACCAUGAUUUUAAAAUUGACCCACAAAGUGGACUGAUUGAGGUUAGCAGAUACCUCGAUCGAGAAAAGGUUUCAACAUAUUCACUUAUAAUAGGCGCUAUCGACACUGGAGUUCCACCACAAACAGGAACUGCUACAGUGAAAAUAACACUUACUGAUAUAAAUGAUAACGGGCCUAUUUUUGAUACAGACAACUUUGAUGGUUCCGUAUAUGAAAAUGAACCACCUAAUACAAGUAUAACUACGCUCUCGGCUACUGAUCCAGAUUUACCACCAAAUGGUGCACCGUUCUCUUAUAAAAUAAUAGGAGGAAAACACCAGAGUUUUGUCAAAGUACACAAACAUACUGGAGUAUUACUUACAACUAAAAAAAUUGAUCGAGAACUUACUCCCUAUUUAGAAGUAGACAUACAAAUUGAGGACAGUGGAAACCCAGUAAUGACAUCAAAUUACACAAUUCAAGUAAAGGUUUUAGAUAGGAAUGAUAACCCGCCAACACCAAGAUCUGUUCAUGUUUUAGUUUAUGCCUUUAACAACAAAGUACCACUAGGUAAGAUAGCCGAUGUUAAGCCAAAUGACCUUGAUGUGGUAGGAGAUUAUAAAUGUAAAAUUAUAAAAGAGACUACUACUGAAAAUACACUUUCACUUUUAAGUAUACGAAGGGGAUGUGACCUUUAUACCAAUUCUAUAAAACCAGGACAAGGAUACUCUUUUUCAGUCUCUGGAAAUGAUGGUAUUCACAGAGAUGUGAUUUCAUCAGUUAGCCUUGAGUACUUUUUAUAUGAUAAUGAAACUGUAGAGCAAUCCGUUACACUCCGCAUACUCAACAUAACUGCCUCAAAUUUCUUGACACAUUAUUACCGUAUCUUGUUGGAAAUUUUAAAAGUUGGUCUUAAGAAUAAGGAAGUAAUUUCAAUAUACAGUAUCAAUGAAUCAAAAGAUAGUUUGGAUUUGACCAUAGCAAUAAAAGAGGGUACUUCUAUGUGGAAACAAGAAAAUACAGAGUAUCACCUAAAGUCUAAGGAGGCAGAAAUAAAAAAAGUAAUAAAGAAACAACUCGUAAUACCUUACUUUCCUUGUUACAAAAAUCCUUGUCAAAAUUCAGGCGUAUGCAAUGAUGCCAUCAAUGUCAUAAAUGAAACAAAAGUAAUUGAAAGUUCAGCCUUAAUCAUUGCUUCGCCCGCAGUGGAGCAUGACUAUAACUGUAUUUGUAAUGAUAGAUUUGUGGGUAAAAACUGUGAAAAGCGUCAAGAUCCUUGUUCACCAAACCCAUGUAAAUUUGGCGGACUUUGUCGAAAACAAGGUCACGAUUUCGUGUGUUCAUGUCCAGCUCGCCAUGAAGGUAAAACUUGUGAAGUAGAAAGAGAUGACGCAUGUAGUAGCAAUCCUUGUAAAAAUGGGGGAUCUUGCAAAGAAAGCUCAGAUCGAACUUCAUACUUCUGUUUAUGUCGUCCAGGCUACCGUGGAAAUCAAUGUGAAGGUCUCAUUGAUUCAUGUAGACCUAAUCCGUGUUUACAUGGCGGAAUAUGCAUUAGCCUAAAACCAGGAUAUAAAUGUAGCUGUACGAAUGGUCGCUAUGGGACCCAUUGUGAAAGCUCAACGUUUGGAUUUAAUGAACUGUCAUAUAUGCAGUUCCCCGCCUUAGAUGCAUCGACUAAUGACAUUACCUUGAUAUUCGCUACAACUAAAGCAGAUUCCCUUCUAUUGUAUAACUACGGAGCACAGACGGGCGGUCGGUCAGAUUUUAUAGCUAUAGAGCUACUUGGAGGGAAACCUGUAUUUUCCUUCGGAGGCGCAAGAACCUCCAUUACAACUGUAUCUAUUACGGACACUGAAAGAAAUUUAGCCGACGGUAAAUGGUACAAGUUAACUGCAACAAGAAAUGGGCGAGUUAUUUCUCUGAGUAUUGCUUCAUGCACAGACCACGGCGACAUAUGUACAGAAUGUGAGCCAGGCGACAAAUCCUGCUAUGAUGAUGCUACUGGACAAGCUGGUACCCUUAACUUCAACAACGAGCCUCUUCUUAUUGGUGGUUUAGAAAAGGCAGAUCCUGCUUUAGAGCGACCAGGUCAAAUACAUUCCGAUGACUUUGUAGGCUGUAUGCACAGUAUAUCAGUAAAUGGCCGAUUAUUGAAUUUAACCAUUCCAUUGAAAGCAAGAGGCGUUGAAGAAAAUUGCGAUAGAUCAGAAAACGGAGCAUGUUACAAGAAUGACAAAUGUGGCAGUGGUGAAUGUGUUGAUCGUUGGAAAACGAAUUAUUGUAAAUGCGGGGGUAAUAUAAUAUCAUCUGACUGUAGCUCGUCACUACAAAGUAUCUCUGUUGCAGAGACUGGAUUUUUAUUUUAUAAAAUUUCUGAAAAACACAGACGUAUGCAAUUGUUGGAGUCAUUUUAUGGAGGAAGUACUACUUGGGAUAAAAAAUCAAAUAGAAAUUAUGGUAAAACUGUAUCUAAAUCUAAUAAUCCAACUAAAACUUUAUCUUUCUCUUUUAAAUCUCAUAAACCAUUUGGUUUGCUGUUUUAUGCUGCUACGGACAAGUACUAUACCAUAGUUGAAUUAAUAGACGGAAAGGUCAGUUACACUUCUAAACAAAGUUCACUUGUGAAUAUGACUCAAACUGAGCAACACGAUGUUUCUGAUGGCAACUGGCAUAAUGUUACCUUGUAUGCCUAUGGAAGGAGUAUAAAAUUAAUCGUGGAUAAUAAAAUUGUCGGUGAGGAGCUUGAUGCUGCAAGUGUACAUGAUUUUCUUGAUCCAUACUUAACAGUCAUAUCAUUAGGAGGUGUCAAAUCAGAGUGGAUAUCAAAUUAUCAGAAAUUCGAAGGUUGUCUUACAAAUUUUACAGUAAAUCAUGAAAUCCAACCAUUCACAGGAAAUGGAAGCAUUUUUAAAGAAGUUAACCGUAAAGGAAAAGUAAUAUCUGGAUGUCAUAGUGCUUUUGGAGCAGGCUUAGCCCAAAACCCUGAUCCAUUAAGCAUCGGGAUAACACUAGUCAUAUCAUUCUUUAUCAUCCUUAUAGUAGCGAUAUUAGUUUCUUUUAUAGUUUUCCGCCUUCGAAAACAGAAAAAAGAAAAGAAUGGUGUUCCAAAUCUAAAAAGUAAUGCCGUACAUUCCAAGCAAAAUGGAGGACCGGCUAUGCUUAAUGCCCCUAAUUUAAUCGCUGGUACAAAUGACAAUUUAUUAAAUAGAAAUAUGCACACUAAUGAAACAAGUCUAAGCAGUUAUAUGUCAGAAGGUGCUGAUAUUAUGCGAAAUGUGGGUCAUAUUGUCGGACCGGAGCUACUAUCCAAAAAAUAUAAAGACCGGGAAAUAAUGAACCUUGAUCCUCCACGACCCCAAAGACCUGAUAUCAUAGAAAGAGAAGUAGUAGGAAAAAGUCCAGCCCUAAGAGAUGAUCAUCAUGUACUACCUCCAACGUCAACAAAUACUUCGCAUUCUCAUAAUCACGAGCACCCUAGUGGCAUGGAUUUAAAUUCUGAAGUACCUGAACAUUAUGACCUUGAAAAUGCAAGUUCUAUUGCACCGUCGGAUAUAGAUAUAGUUUACCAUUAUAAAGGUUUUAGAGAAGCAGCUGGAGUACGGAAAUACAAAGCGACCCCGCCACCGAUUGCAAGCUAUCACCAUAAACACCAAAACCCACAGCAUAGACAUUCACCACAUCAUUCAAGUGGAUAUCCGCCCAGAGCACUCCCACAGGCUUCCCAGCCACCUCCUCAACCAAGACAACAUCAAACAACUCCUCUUGCACGACUAUCGCCAAGCAGUGAGCUCAGCCAACAACCCAGGAUAUUAACGCUGCAUGACAUUUCAGGCAAACCACUUCAGAGUGCUUUGCUAGCCACAACAUCUAGUUCCGGUGGUGUUGGCAAAGAUGCGUUACAUAGCAAUAGUGAGAGAAGUUUAAAUAGUCCAGUUAUGUCACAGUUAAGCGGGCAAAGUUCGUCAGCAGGAAGAAAAACACCUAAUGUAUCGGCUCAAGUGCCUCAAGUUUCUGUUGGCUCCGGAGCUGUGGGGCUAACUGCAGAAGAAAUAGAGAGAAUGAAUGCCCGACAGCGCACUUCAAGUUUAGUAUCCACAUUAGAUGCUGUGUCAAGCUCUAGUGAAGCGCCUCGUAGUGGCGGGGUUAAUCACCAUAUGUCCCAUAGACACCAUUCCCCACCGGUGGAUAAUAGGAGUUCAACGGGGUCAGACGAUGAAAGUGGAAAUGAUAGCUUUACGUGUUCAGAAAUAGAGUAUGAUAAUAAUAGUUUAAGUGCGGAUAAGCCCGAAGAUGUCAGAAGGCCUAACGUCAGUAGUAACAAUAAUAGUAAAAAGCCCAUACUGCCACCACCAUAUGAAAGUUUCGAUUCCUCCUUUCGUGGUUCCUUAAGUACUUUAGUCGCUUCGGAUGAUGACAUAGCGCCACAUGUAGGCGCAGCUCUAUACAGGCAAGCCAAUGGAUCUCCAGCCCCAGCUACGUUAGGUUGGGAUUACCAUUUGAAUUGGGGACUAAACUUUGAAAGUAUGAUAGGCGUCUUCAAGGAUAUUGCUGAGCUGCCGGACUCAGUAAAUGGACGCAUGUCUUCCUCACUAAGGCUUCCUAAUGGUACACCGAAACCGUCAGAAGAAUAUGUUUAAAAUGCUUGUAAAUACCGAAAUGUGUACAUAAAUGUUACGAUCUUGUAUCAAGAUCUCUAGACUAGUUUAUCUUGCCAUAUCUUGUUGAAUGUAAUUUUGUAGGUGCUUAUUUCCUUAAUUUGAACCUCAUUUUUCACUGUAAUGUUUGUAAAUAUAUUGUACAUACUAUUAAUUUAGGAAUAAAGUGUAAUUUGUAUUUUUGUAGCCAUAUUUUGUAAUUAAAAAUCGGAAACAUAAAUUAUAAAAUUCUACCUCUUUUUAAAUGUUUGUAUCAAAAAACUCGCACAGUACCGUAAAAUUUAAGAAACAAUUUUGAUAGUAUUUAUGAUAUUAACUAUACAUCAUAAUCUAUAAUUGGAACAAUAGACUGAAUUUUAUUGUAAUUGUAAUUUAUACUUGGUAUGUGAUAGAAUUGAAUGUAACUUUUUAUCAGGGAUUUCAAUCGUAUGUUGACAUAAGCCAUACAUGUAGUGAAUUACGUGCCAAAUGUUACUUCUGUUCGUAAGAAUCGACUGAUUUUAAAUAUAAAAUAAAUGUGACAAUAAUUUAA
Pieris rapae (cabbage white) is the source of this 15936-nucleotide messenger RNA. RefSeq names its product cadherin-related tumor suppressor (gene ft). The coding region runs from base 387 to 15386 and encodes 4999 amino acids. Gene Ontology annotation, biological process: cell-cell junction assembly; cell morphogenesis; multicellular organism development. Gene Ontology annotation, molecular function: calcium ion binding; cadherin binding. Lineage: Eukaryota; Metazoa; Arthropoda; Insecta; Lepidoptera; Pieridae. Gene Ontology annotation, cellular component: adherens junction; catenin complex; plasma membrane. The record is from RefSeq and is a predicted model, not a curated record. The transcript has 9 exons.